UGCAGCCUCUGUCCAGUAGAUGGCGGGAGCUGACCGUUUGAAAGCAGCGAAGGUUUCAAUUGGACGAAGAAGAGGGAGGAUCGCUGUCAUGGCGGCCAAGGUGGCGAUGGUGGCCGUCCCCACGGUGCUGGGAAUCGCCUCCAUCCGCGUGUACACGGUGAAAGACGCUCCCGCUGACGGGCUGGUUUCUCGAGACAGGCUGAACGUCUACGCCCCGCUGCUCGGCGCUGACCCGCCUAAGGUCGUCCCAGAAAGUCCAGGACUUGUCGAGAGAGGGCUAACGACGACCAGAGAGAGCGUUUUGCCCGCGGUCCGAGCUGUGAAGGGUGCCUGUGUCUCUGUAAAGCGGAGUAGCGUUAAUCUUUACCAUGCAGGAGAGGAUGUUUAUUACUACUUGAUAGACCCUCCUCCAGGUUUUCUGCCCAGAUUUGGAACCGUCACCAUGGCUGGCCUUCUGGGAAUGUUCUUGGCGAGAAAAGGCUCCCGUUUCAAGAGGUUGGCGGUUCCGUUGGGUCUGAUGAGCGCCGGGGCGUCGGUGUGCUACCCAGCCCAAGCCGUGUCUGUGCUCAAGGUGACGGGACAGAAGGCGUACGCCGCGGGGCAGUGGAGCGCCGCCGCCGCGUCCUCUCUGCUCGCCGCCAGGGAACCUGUCACCAAAGAGGCUGCUGCGUCGCAAACGCAGCCUCCGUCGGAAGCCGACCCAGAGUCGGCUCUGCGCCAGGAGGAGGCCUCAGCCGACCUUUCCACACCCGACCUCUUGGCUAAAAGCGCCGCCGUUUUGGAGACAGAGGUGGAAACGGCCGAGUCCGUUCCCAUUUCUGACGAGCCGGCCGCCACUGAAGAGCCGCCGGUGGCGCUCACAGAAAUAUCUCCAGCAGAGAAAGGUUGGUCAGCAGAUUCGGAGCCAGUGCAAACAGAGCCGUCCCGUCCCACCUCAGACGCGGACGGAAACCGAGCCUCAGACGAUGUUUCCCUUGACGCGACGCCAGCGGCCGCCGUCCCGGACGAGCCGGCUGAAGGAAACCUGCCAUCAGCACCCGCUGUCGAAUCGGCUGCGGAGUUUGAGCCGGCGGAGGAGCAGCAGGCGCUUCCUGCUGCGGAGGAGACGCCAACCUCAACGCCCGCCACGCCGCCGCCGCCUCAGCAGCCUGCAGAGGGAAGCAGAGAAGAGGGCUCCGGUUUCCAGCCAGACCCCGCUCUCAUGGACUUCGGCCAGUCCAGCCCCGAAGACGAAGACCUGUACAGCACACGCAGCUGAGACGGAUUCACCAUAAGACGUUUCCAUUCUCAUAGUUUUCUUUUUUUGUUUUCUCUGCCCACGUUUUCACAGAACACGUCCGAAUAAUUUGGCACCGGCGCUGCAUUGUGAUGAAUUUCGGUACAUAAACACAGAGAAACCUGGAAAAAAAAAAAAAACACCCACAAUUACAUUGGAAACGGCAGAAUGUGGAACGGUUUCUGUUUAAAUGUGCAGGAGUUUUCCAACCAUCAAUUAUGCAAAGUGCCGUUUAUUUAUUGUGAUCCAGCCCAUUUUUGUUAAUUUAAAUCUUCCUCUCAGACGACGACUAAAGGAGGACUUGUGCUGCUUCACGCUGUUAGAUGGUUGGUUAAGGAACUCAGAAUAAAUCUUUAUUUUUUUGUGAGCUCA
Poecilia reticulata (guppy) is the source of this 1648-nucleotide messenger RNA. RefSeq names its product apolipoprotein O-like (gene apool). Gene Ontology annotation, biological process: cristae formation. Gene Ontology annotation, cellular component: MICOS complex. NCBI's taxonomy places the organism in Eukaryota, Metazoa, Chordata, Actinopteri, Cyprinodontiformes, Poeciliidae. The record is from RefSeq and is a predicted model, not a curated record.